AUGGUAGUCGAAAAGGAAGGCACCUUCACCGUCGACAAUGUAGCCCUGUACUCCAAGUCUUGGCUGCCGGACACCACCACCCCAACCAAAGCCAAGCUCCUCUUCAUCCACGGCUUCAGCGAUCACAUCAACCGCUACAACCGCUUCUUCGCCGCCCUCGCCUCACGUGGCAUCUCCGUGCACGGCAUUGACCAACGCGGCUGGGGCCGCUCGGUCUCGCACCCGCGUGACCGCGGUAACACGGGCCCGACCGAGCGCGUCCUCGCCGACAUGGCCGCCUUCAUCUCGUCGCACCUCGACGACAACCCGGACAAGCUCCCCGUCUUUGUCAUGGGCCACUCCAUGGGCGGCGGGCAGGUACUCACGUUUGCCUCGCAUCCGAAGUAUCAAGAGAGUGUGGUGCGGCGUGUAAGGGGCUGGUUGCUGGAGUCGCCGUUUAUUGGGUUCUCGCCGGAGGAAAAGCCAAGUGCGCUCAAGGUCAUGGCGGGACGGUUAGCGGGGAAGCUGUUGCCUAAGCAGCAGAUGCGGCAUGCCAUCUUGCCGGAGAAUCUGAGUCGCGAUCCAGAGGUGGUGCAGAGUAUCAAGGAUGAUGAAUUGAUGCACAACACCGGGACGCUGGAGGGGUUGGCUGGGUUGCUGGAUCGCACGGAUGCGCUGGCAACCGGGAAGGUUAGGCCAAAUGGCGGCGCGGUAAAGAGCUUGUGGUUAGGUCACGGCACGCAGGACAAGACGACAUGGUUCGAGGCGAGCAAGAAGUACUUUGAGGAGUGCUGUGGGGAGAUUCCCGAUAAGGAGUUCAAGGCGUAUGAGGGUUGGUAUCACCAGCUGCAUGCGGAUGGAGAGGUUAGCGAGGAGUUUUAUAAGGACGUUGGGGACUGGAUCUUGAAGCGGUGUGAGGAGCCGGCUCAGGAGGGAGCUGCAGACAAUGGGGGAAAGGUCGAUGCCAAACUGUAG
This is a messenger RNA of Thermochaetoides thermophila DSM 1495, 954 nucleotides long. Its product is annotated as serine hydrolase-like protein. Lineage: Eukaryota; Fungi; Ascomycota; Sordariomycetes; Sordariales; Chaetomiaceae. The transcript has 2 exons. Gene Ontology annotation, cellular component: membrane. Gene Ontology annotation, molecular function: lipase activity. The record is from RefSeq and is a predicted model, not a curated record. Bases 1 to 954 code for a protein of 317 amino acids.